GCAUUUCAUUGCAUGCUCAUGAUUUUACUUGCAGUGUCGAAAGCCUGAAGGAAUUGUUGAUGUCAUCGCUGUCGCUCUUGCCAAAUGCGAAGCAGGCUGAUGCCCGUGGAGAUUUGGAAAAUUCCGCGACUGACGAAGGAGGAAAAUUGUCGGCUGAGUCCAACGGCGGGAAAGCGAGACAAAUCGAGGGUGACGGAGGGCUCGAUUUUUCUUCGAAGGAUGCGUAUCGACGAUACGGAAAAAGGAAAGACGCCUCCGAAGCUGCGGUGAAAAGGAAAAUGAAAACCGAGGGGAAAUCUCGGAGGGGGAAAUUCUCCGGAGGACGAUCCAACAAGCGUCGAGGAUAUAACGGGGAAGACGAUGACGCUGUGGAAGCUGAAGGACUCGAAGCGGACGAGCAAGGAGCCGUCGAAAGCCUUCCGAGUUGCUUGAGCAUCUCUGCAGCCGGAAGUGAAGAAUUACCGCUUUCGCACGACGGUCGUUGGCUGCGUAGACACUUCAAGAAGCCGUUGACACGCGCUUUGAGAGAUAUAGCGAAUAAAAAACCAGCCGAUCCUGUCGACUACCUCGCAUUUUGGCUCAGGAAAUAUCGCAGCAACGAGGAACACUGGCAACGGAAACAGCAGUUUGAAAACGAGCUGCGUAGUUUGAGAAUUGAGCCGACGAUCCAGCAGGAGGAACCCAUCGAAGACCUGGAGGUGGAGUAUUCAGUAGGAGAAGAAGGCGGUGGGAAUGCUGACUGGAAUUACCAAAAUUAUCAUCCUACAACUCCAAAUCUAGAUCCCAGCGAAACGGCGAGCAAAUGUCGAUGUGAAGAUGGAGAUUCGAUGCCGAUGCUCCGCGGUAUCAUUCUUAUUGUAGAAUGA
This is a messenger RNA of Diprion similis, 866 nucleotides long. RefSeq lists its product as uncharacterized. NCBI's taxonomy places the organism in Eukaryota, Metazoa, Arthropoda, Insecta, Hymenoptera, Diprionidae. The transcript has 5 exons. The record is from RefSeq and is a predicted model, not a curated record. Bases 60 to 866 code for a protein of 268 amino acids.